GUGAACGACGCACGCGCGCGCUUUCGGUUGCCUGGCUUUUGGAGAAGCGUGGGAAGAAGCGCCGGUUCGAGAUCUCCUUGUGAGGGAUCCGGGCAGCAGAGGUGAUGGCGCAGGUCCUGAACCUCAACAAUGAGGUUGUGAAAAUGAGAAGAGAAGUGAAGAAGGCCAGAGUUUUAACAAUUCGCAAGCUAACUCGACACAUUGCAAAACUGAAGGCAAAAAAGGGUACUGAAGAUGCAGUACUGAAAAAUCAUAAACGUGCACAGAGGUUACUAGAAGAAAUUCAUGCUAUGAAGGAAAUAAAAAUUGAUCAAGUUACCAAACUAGCCCUUGGUGGAGAAAUUAAUUUUGAGCUUGUCUGCAAAAAGCCUGAUUCUACAGCAACAGACAGAGCAAUUGCUAGACUGACAACUCACCCACAGCUGAAGACAAAAAUUGCUGAUAUUAAAGCUGCUGUAAAAGCCUUCAAAGAUUUAAGACAGAAGCCAGCUAGAGCUGUUUCUUUGGAAGAGUAUAAAUCGGAAGAACAGCUUACCAAACAACCUGAGGUGACCCAGCAUUCCAGUAGCAGUGAAUGUAGCCAAAUGUUUAAACAAGGCAAAACAGAGGUGAGAGAGAAGUCAGACACUGACAAGGGAAAGAAGCAAAUUUGUAAGAAAGAGAAGCAGAAACCUGUGGACAGUGGAAAAAAAUGGGCCUCAGUUGAUUCUACAUUGGAAGCUUUCAAGCAUCAUAAAUUAGUUCCUAAGAGUCAACUGGAAAUGACAGUAUGUCCAGAAAGAAAGAAAUGUCUAGGUGAUCUCCUUAAUGGGUCAAAAGAUGAAUCGGAUAGUGAUGCAAGUAACACUGAAGAAGAUGCAGGAGAGGAGUACUUUGAUGAUAGCACUGAAGAGAGAUUCUAUAAUCAGUCUUCUGGCUCUGAUGAAAGUGAUGAUAAUGAUGAUUUCUUCAUUGGCAAAGUAAAGAGGAUGAAAAAGAGAGGAACAGCGGAUCUUUCAUCACUUGCCAAAGAUAAAGUCAAGAGCAUGGUGGUAAAAAAAGCAAAAGGUUCACAAUCUGACACAGUGCAAGAUCCAGAAAUACAAGGCAACUGUCCAAAUGCAAAAGUCAGGAAGCUAGAAUCUGUAUUUUACACUUCAUUGUCCAACUCUAAACAGAAAUCCAAGAACGUAAAAAGAACUCCUAGAGACCAUCUUUCCAAAAACAAAAUGAUGGUUUUUGAAAGAAAAUGCCCAGAGAAACAGUUGCCCAAACGUGGAGGUAUAAAGCAAGAUCUUAAGGGAGGACAGCUGGCACAACCCCUUCAUCCUUCAUGGGAAGCAAGCAGGAAGCGUCGAGAGCAGACUUCUCAGAUCACAGCAUUCCAAGGAAAGAAGAUUAUAUUUGAAGACUAAUUUUUUUCUUGUAAGUCCAAACUGCUGUACCUAUAACAUAGCUCAGAGAAAGGAACUUUGCCUGCCCAAGGCCACUUCUGAAGAUCAAGAGACCCUUGUGAUCAGCGUCGGAAGUGUUAGAAGCCAAGAGCUUGCCGAAGAAAGGAAAAUCCCCAAUUUUUGCAAAGGGUUUUCAAAGGAGAAUGAGGCUACGUGUGGAAAAGGAGUCAGCAACAUUACUUUCACAAGCUCUGUUCUCUUUGCUGUAGUUAAUAUCCAAAUUAUGUAAGAUAUUUUUAUGUGGUAAUUUUCAUUUUUCUAACUUUGUUGUAUAAAGUCAGUACUAAUUGUGAAGUCACUGGGUUGGUUCCGGCAGCCUGUGCUAACUGUUAAGGAUCUUCCCCACUUUGCUCUCUUCCCAGCAGCCCUUUCUGACCCCACGAUAGUUUGUUUCCUGGGUUCAUGGAAUCCAUGUGGAUGAAUAGCCAUGUGGGUUAAGAGGUUGCAGUGGAGAGGGUGCAAAGAGACGAAAUUUCCCAUGUUGCCUCUUUCCCCCUUCUCAUUGCAGCCCACUGACGCACAUGGUUCCCACAGUCCCAGGAACAAACUUUUUUGGAGUCAGAAAUGGCUGUUGGGGGGAGGGGAAAAGAUCAGUAAUCCUAGUUUUGGAUCCAACCCAGUAGCUGUAAGAGGCUUUCUUUUUUUAAUAGUUCUCUUGGCACAUGUCUCUCAGCAGGUCUGUUUUUAAAUGACUUAAAUGGAUAUUGCAUGAAAAGUGACAUGUUUGUUUCUUGGGUGCCGGUCUUUGGAAAUCUUAUUGACAGAUGUCGAUGUAUAUAUAUACACUUUUUGUACUUAAGGCCUUGUACCUUCUGAUUUUUCUAAAAUGUCAUUCUUCAUACGUAUCUUUAAAUUAAGGCAGUAAUUGGCUUCCCAACAGGUGAAUAAAUUCUUACAU
Molecule: messenger RNA, 2331 nt
Organism: Gekko japonicus
Lineage: Eukaryota; Metazoa; Chordata; Lepidosauria; Squamata; Gekkonidae
Gene: SRFBP1
Product: serum response factor binding protein 1
Exons: 8
Coding region: 105-1394 (429 amino acids)
Biological process (GO): maturation of SSU-rRNA
Cellular component (GO): 90S preribosome; nucleus
Source: RefSeq, a predicted model, not a curated record